UGUGGCAGCGUCUUUGAGCAACGGUUCAUGUGCGUGCGGCACAUCUGGAGGCACAAUUUGCAGAAGCCGGAGUUUUUUGUGUGUGGGACGUGUCAGAAGCAAUUCAAUAAGAGGUCCAAUCUGGUGCGGCACGAAGCAAUGCACGAGAGAGAAAAAGCGGAACCUCCGAAGCCGAAGAAACCGCCCAAAUUUCAUUGUGAUAAAUGUCAAAGGCCAUUCUGGAAAAGACACAAUCUCAACAGACACCAGUUGGUGCACGAUAAGGAGGAGGCCAAUUCGAAAGGGCAAACAAUUGAAGCAUAUUUGAAAUCUUGAAACGAUUACUUAUUUCAAACAGUACAUGCAUUCCAGCGUCAAUAAAUGAGUAAACAGUGAAAA
Culex quinquefasciatus (southern house mosquito) is the source of this 378-nucleotide messenger RNA. RefSeq names its product zinc finger protein 343-like. Gene Ontology annotation, biological process: regulation of transcription by RNA polymerase II. Lineage: Eukaryota; Metazoa; Arthropoda; Insecta; Diptera; Culicidae. The transcript is spliced from 3 exons. Gene Ontology annotation, molecular function: RNA polymerase II cis-regulatory region sequence-specific DNA binding; DNA-binding transcription factor activity, RNA polymerase II-specific. The coding region runs from base 28 to 315 and encodes 95 amino acids. The record is from RefSeq and is a predicted model, not a curated record.